AUGAAAAUUGUAUUGUUUGGGGCGCCAGGUGUGGGUAAAGGUACAUUUGCUGAAAUAUUAGCAGAAAAAGAAAAAUUAAAACAUAUAAAUAUAGGAAAUAUUUUAAGAAAUGAAAUAAAAAAAAAUUCAUCACUUGGGAAAGAAAUAAAUAAAAUAGUUAAUAAUGGAAAUUUAGUUCCAGACAAUAUAAUAACACAUAUUAUUGAUGAAGAAAUAAAAAAAUGCUCUAUUAAUAAUCCAAAAAAUUUUAAAGGGUUUAUAUUAGAUGGAUUUCCUAGAAAUAUAAAUCAAAGUAAAGAAUUAAUAAAAAUAACAAAUAUCGAUUUAUUUGUUAAUAUAUUUUCCCCAAAAUAUAUACUAAUUAAAAAGUUAUUAGGAAGGAGAAUAUGCUCUACCUGUAAUAAUUCUUUCAACAUUGUUGAUAUAAGAGAUGAGCAAUUUGAUAUGCCACCACUCUUACCAUCAAAAAAUUGUCAUAUUUGUAAAGGGAAUGCAGAUUUAGUUAAAAGAAGUGACGAUAAUGAAGAAACAAUUUUACACCGAUUAAAUUCUUAUGAAUCUAGUAAUGCACAAAUUAUUGAUUUUUUUAAAAAUUUAAAAUAUAAUUUUAUCGAUUUUGAAAUAAAAAAAGGAAUAAAAGAUUUUGAUGAAUUUCACAAAUCGAUUUUUAAAUACUUUUAA
Plasmodium vinckei vinckei is the source of this 681-nucleotide messenger RNA. RefSeq names its product GTP:AMP phosphotransferase, putative. Gene Ontology annotation, molecular function: ATP binding; AMP kinase activity. Bases 1 to 681 code for a protein of 226 amino acids. The transcript has a single exon. Lineage: Eukaryota; Apicomplexa; Aconoidasida; Haemosporida; Plasmodiidae. Gene Ontology annotation, biological process: nucleobase-containing compound metabolic process. The record is from RefSeq and is a predicted model, not a curated record. Gene Ontology annotation, cellular component: mitochondrion; cytoplasm.